Molecule: messenger RNA, 11896 nt
Organism: Xyrichtys novacula (pearly razorfish)
Lineage: Eukaryota; Metazoa; Chordata; Actinopteri; Labriformes; Labridae
Source: the annotation of a GenBank genome assembly
AUGAGGAGCAUCGCCAAGUCUUUCGAUGAUCUCCUGAAUAUCGUACAACCAACUGAUUACUGUGAGCAAACUCUCCAGACACGAUCUGCUUUCUUUUAAAAAAUAUGUCAGAGCUAUCACCUGAUAUUAUGCAGUAAUUGAUUCAGCAGCUCAUUGCCUGUGGAGCGUUAUAUCUUAUUAAAAUGUUCUUGAUUUUAUUCCUUUAAUGAAGAGCUCAUUGAUUGUUAUUUGGCUAAGUAUCUCGCAGAUGUAAGCGUUCUGAAAAUGUGUUCAAAGCCAGAAGAAUCAUUACAAAAAAAAAUAACGCAAACACCUUCUUCUCUCAGUCUUUCCUCCUCCGCCUUUGAAGGGCCACAAAGAAGAAUUUACUGCACUCCAGAUUCAAAUGGAGGCAGAGAAGGAAAAAGGAAAAGUGAGGGAGGAGAUGAUCAAAGAGCUGCGAUCUGACAAAUUACAACUGCAGCAACAGGUGGCUCAGCUGGAGGAGCUGCUGAAGCUGCAGGCACAGCAGAAGGAGCCGAAAGUCCAACAAGUCAAAAAUGGUAAAACAACUUUUGAUCGAAUUCAAAGACAAAAACUCCUCAACACAGCUGAGCUACACAUGUUGCACUCAUCUAUGGGGUUCUUUGACCUUGUUUACAUCUGGCAUUAACUGUUAGGUAAUGUUUCAGUCCUUGUCAACAACCUCAAAAUUAAAAACAAAAGUAAUUAACACUGGAGACACCCAUCCAUAGUAAGCAAUACAAUCUAAUAGGGAUGAGUGAUAACCCUAAAAUUUACAGAUACUGAAAUUUACGACAAUAACUGACGCCGUUUUGCCCAUGUCAAUAUAUUCAGUUUUAAAAAAAAUGAAUAAAUAAAAGUUGGUUUUGGAUGAGUGUAGGUAGGCUCAUGUCUCUUUAAGACACUGUCCUACAUUGGAGACGUGACUCCACCCCAUCAAGUCUGUAACGAAGAGGGAAAGACGGGUGAGGAGAUGGAGGAUGGUUCUAAAGCAGUAGCAGCUGAAGUAGACGAAGUUAAUGUGGGAGGGGGUGAGCAGCUUGUGGAGUAGUUAUCGUCCAUUUAUUGUAAUCAAGGUGAACUGAGGACAUAUCGCUCAGCCCUACGAUCUGAAAUGUUAGGUUUCGAUCAUAGACUGUAUAUAGAAUGGACAGUAUCUGCCUCCUCGCUGGGUGAAGCCACUCCGAGAACAGCACCCUCUGGUGACGGGCUGCAGUAUAGGUCAUAAAUCCCGCCUCCGCCAGCAAAGCUUAUGGAGCUGUGGACAAACUUUAGAAAUUUAUUACACAGAACAUAAUUUUUUCUCCCCCCUGCUUGAGGUGUUGACAUGUAGUUACUGUCAGACUGGUUUGUGCUCAAGUCCUCUUUUUUUCUGUAAAGCUCUGUUUUUAAAAGUUAUUAGGGGGUUCAUGUUUUCCAUGAUUGACACCUGAUACAGCCUAUGGGCGUUCAGGGAUUGUGUAGCUCACCCGGAAGAUAUGCUGUUUGAGCCGAGCGUCAUCACAGCGACUCUUGGCGACUCUCCCGCCGAACACGUACAACGCUACUGCUAAAUGUUGGUUUCAGGAAAUGAAGAAAAAUCCCGGAAAUACCGAGCGCUUUUUGGCUUCAAAUCUGUAUACUGGCAGGAGGCGGAACCAAGUUGUCCAUAGUGUAUAUACAGUCUAUGGUCUCGAUUUGAACACUCCAUUAAGAAAAAGCUGAAUUUAUAGUUUCACCAUGUUAGACUGAUCAUAGUUUGAUUUAUGUCAAUUUAAAGUCAAAGCAGAUUGUAUCGAGGUUCAAACCAGCUGCAUUUGCACCCAAAAUGCUGUUAAAACCUUAAUUUGCAAUGUCUAAAGCGUGCCUCCAUCAUUUCUGACUGGAACAAAAAGAAAAAGCAGCAGAGACCGCCUAAAAGAGAAAAUUACCACACCAAAUUACAGGUAUGCUAAUUCCGAGUGGAUUACUAUUAUCAAAGAAUUUUAGCUGUACAAAUUACAGCUAUGGUGGGGAAAAAAACAGAGGCGCUCUCUGUGAUCAUUACAAAUCAUCAAAGGUCUCAAGGUAAUACUAAUCCCAUGCAAAUAAGGCUCCAGACCUCGCCUCCUGACUCUUAACUCAUGCAAUCAUCACGCACAGAGAUUUACAGACAAAAAGAUAAAAGCUGCACAGCCCAGUGUGAUCCACAAGUCCUGUAAUUAUCGGCAUGCAGCUGGGGAAUCAGGGUGCAUGUUAAUGCCAGAUGUAAACCGACUGCUUUUACAAAUGAUUGCAUUUGCUUUCAGUGAGAAUAUAGGCUUUAAUUCUCAUGCUUGCUUCUGCUCCAGAAAUGCUGCAAUAAGGACCAGGACAUCCUGGAAGAACCUGCCCAUCACUUAACAUCUUAAAAAAAUUAUUUUCAUAGACUGAAGUAAAAUAACUCCAUAAAACAACCUUUUCAUACCACUUAAGACAGCUGAAGUUAUCCAAUAAUGAGGCUUAAUGCUUGUGUCCACUUGAUUUUGAUCCUUAGUAGGAUGGAUCCUUUAGUGCAUUUCUUACUGAUGGAUACAAACAACAGUAUUGACCUGUGGUUGUACAAGGAAGGCCAAUAUUGUACGAUGAUGAUUAAAUUUUGCCUAUUCAACAUCAAACUGUCAGGACCAACAUAUUGAAAUAUUGUCAGGGGUAAAUGGCAGGCAUGUUGGAUAUCAUGCAAUUCACCAAUAGUUUUGUCUCUGGGCAUGUAAUUGCAACAAGUCCUGCCUCACCUGCACCUCUUUGUCUGAGCUAGGAAACUAGAGCACCGAGACUGAAUCAGAACUCAGUACAGCCUGUGGUAAAAUGAAAAAUGAAUGAAUACACUGAAUUCAUUUAUCUAAUAAGGAAUGUUAAGAGAUAAUCAUCACAAAUUUGUCUGCUUGGAAAUGGUUUAUUUCCACUCAGAGAUAAAAGGAUUUCAAGGACAGGAGCGUCCUGGAUUACCUCAAGUACCAGCGCUGUUGUUUGUUUUUUCAGAUGAUGAAAUUUUAGUGGAUAAAAACUGUCCACUCCCGCCACUGGAUGGAUAUCCUGCAUGUAAGGGCAAAUUGAAGGUAAAGCUUUUCAUCAUUUAAUGGUUUCAUAAAGAUCUCAUUAAUAUUGGUUUUAUGAGUGGACUAGUUCAUUUUGUUCAUCAUUUUCUAAUCUGUUUUUUUUUAUAAUGACUGUAUUCUUGUCUUUAUCUUGGUUUGUCGUCUCUCCAGUGGUUGAUGGCAAUGUGGAGGUCAGACUCUUGUUACGCCAGUUUUGGGAUUAAUGGGUCCCUCUGCUCCAUCUUGAUCUACCUCAGCGAGGUACCACUGUGGUUUCUGAGCUCUUCAAUCACUCAGUUUACAUUUCUUGAUUCUAGUUAUGAACAAAAUUGAAAAAAUGUCUGUGCUGUUGUAACUGCCCUUUCUUUUUUUCCUGUGUCGUGUUAAGAUAGAGUCCUGGUGUCCUUUACUUCCGGGUCGAGUGAAACUAGCAGCUCCACUUGAAAUCCCUCCGGUGAGAACAAAGGCUAAAUAAUAAAGUUGCAUCAUGGGUGUAUAAAGGUGUGGCGUGUAAAAGGCAUGCAGACCUGUUUUACUGCAUAAGUGGUUUGUUUUUGUUUGGUGCAUCUGAGUUCUUCUUUUCAUCACAUUUCUUAUUUUCCUGUGAUUUCACAAGACCCUAGCACCAAGCAGUGACUCUUUUGUGUUUGGUCUACUCUAUCUGGACCAGAUUGAAUGUUUGUUGUGGGCCUGAACUUCCCUCAAAACUCAUGAAACAGGCUCGGUGAAAACUUACUUUUGGCGUAGAGCUGGCAUAGCACCAAAAUGCCCCCUUCAAUUUUUCAAAAUGGGGUCCCUGGAGAGGUGACUUUUAGUGAAAUUUGGCAGGUUUUUGCAGCUUGAUGAGAUGCACAAAAAAGCCUCUUUGAGCCGUGCAGAAAAUCCACCAUUUCGAACACAUUCGUGAAGUGGUGGGCUUUUUUUCCAUUUCCAGGGGUCUAACUGAAAUGAACCCAUGUCAACGUGGGUGAACAGCAGAAUGGGAGCACUGAGCUGAAAAGUUUUGAGCAUCCUUUGCAAAAGUCCUGCAAAAAUCGACCAGAUUUCCCAUUUAUGAAUAGAGUUUCAGCGUGAACAGCUACAGUUCCCAGUUAGUUAGAGACAUGAAACUGAAAGGACGUACAUUACAGGAUAUAUCUGUUGCUAUGAGGUGACUUUUGAUUUUGGCAAGAUGCCUCGCCAUAAAACUUGUACAAAAACAAAAGAGUGUCUUAAAGUCCUGGUUGACGAUCUGAGAAGCAGUUGAAAAAAACUGAGCGGUUGAGGCAGAUUUUAAAAAAAAAGCGUCCCACCCGGGACUUUCCCUAACCAUCCUACAAAAAAAAAAAAACAUUGCGGCCGGGAGAGUGGGAGGAUACGAGUCGGAACUACAGGAGAGGGGUGUGUCGAAUACAGCGAGGUGAUUGGAUGGAGAGGCGGAGCAGGAGAUUGACCAAUAGGAGCUGUCUGGGACGGAUGGCUCCUAUUGGUCAAUGUUUUUGCAGCCCUGCACCUGCUAGGGUCGACGGAUUUUUUCCAUUCUUUUUUCUCUUCACUUUGUGGAGAUCGCACUAUAGGACCAUGAUCGCCAUAGAAACAAGGUUCAUAAUAAUUACCAAUCUCUACAAUCGUCAACCAUGCCUUUAAGUCUUAAAGGUCCAGAAACUGUAACUCAAACAUAUAGAAUUCAAACUUUCUCUUACUUUUCAAAGCCUAUAUCACUCAAUGGUAUUUGACAGUCAGCUUAGAAUAAUAUGUGGUGAUGGGAAACCAUUGGAUUUACAGGGUAUGCUUUGCAGGCGUGGCACAUAGUUUUAGAGCCUGGUAUAAACCACCCUGACGUGCAGAGGAGUACAGGCCAGUUAUGUGUUACUUGCAGUUUCCUGUAUACAUUAGUUUCAUUUCAUUCAUACAGCCUCAUUUAAGUUGUAUUACUUGAGUUGCUGUUAGGUAAAAGCUGAACGGGAAAAGUCCAAUUUGAAGUACUCAAACAGAAAACCAAUAAGAAAAAUGACCAUAACUGACACUUGAAGGGUUAGACUUUCUGGGAAGAGAUUUGGAGAAGUAACAGAAAUCCUGUGUUUUCUUGUUUCUCCAGGUUCAGUCUGGGCAAGCAGUGGUACGGGGGAGUCUAACAGGUUUAUAUCCAGUUCUGGAAAACAGAGCUCAGUACCGUUGGAUCCACCAGAGAAUCCGCAGUAUGGAGGAGAUUUGGGUUGAGGCUGGACGCUCUCUUUCGGCUAAAUACGACCUGACGCAGCGGAAAGCUAAAAAUGUAAAUGCAUAUCUCCAGAAUGAUUAAGCUAUAAUAAUCAAUAGUUUUCUGAACCUUCCCAUCUUUUGUUGUUGUUGCCACAUCAACAAACUAGCUUUUAGUAUUCCCUCUAAUUAAAUAUCUCCAUGCAAGCGGAGCUCACGAUCUGCUUUACAACAUCUCUCAACUCCACGUCUGAUCUUGUGCACCUUUAAUAUCGCUCCUUUGAUUUGACUUUCUCCUCCUUCUUCCAGAUUCUAGUGCAUCCUGGUGCCUUGACGGCUGAAUCUAACAUAAAAAUCACAGAGACUGCCUUCAGUGGGGGUCCUCUUGGAGAACUGGUCCAGUGGAGUGAUCUAAUCUCCACCCUUUACAUCCUGGGUCACAAUCUCCACCUUUCUGCUUCGCUACCUGAUGUCAGGGAGUGAGUAUGCAUACUCAAACAGCAUCGAGCUGUAGCUGCUGUCUGCAAGGACAUAUCUGACAACUUCAUCCAAGAAUAUAAGGAUAGAAAAAUGAUCAUUUUAUGGAUUGAGCGCCAUGUUUUUUAGACUAAUGAGAACAAAACUUGGAUGAUUUGUAUUUUUGAAGUGUUUUUCUCAACUGAUACUUGUUUUAAUGUCAACAUUUCUACGUAUUCACCCCCUUUCAUCCUCUCUUUCUCUCUGCCCCUAGCUUUUUAGGCAUAAAAAGCAACUGUCCGACUCGUUACUCCAAGGUAGAAGCGGACUUAAUCUACACCGACAUUAUCGGCCUCAGACAGAUUCAGACGAUACUGAAGGAAUCAUGGCCUAAUUACCAGUAAGUGCGUGAUCCUCAGUCUGAGUACAAACUGUACUGAGAGCGUGUAAUGUGUUCAAGGAAAGUGAACUUAUUAUUGGACCUAGCUCUGAUAGUAGGUAUAUUUUUGUGGUCAUGAGCAUUAUAAAGGAUCUUUAUGGAUGAGAAUUCUGCAGUGGUGCAGUAAAACACUCUCCACACUCUCCAAUCACCUGUUUGUGCCAAAAAUCUCUGAUCUCUGAUGGUCUCUGAAUCCAUCUCAGUAAUCUGCAGGUUUAAUUUGAGUAGAAUAUGAACAUUUCAGACUCAGUAAAGAGUAAAAUUGUGGAUAAAACUGAACUUUAGACUUUGCAAAAACAAGUCUUGGGGGAUUUUAAAUUCCAUCAUGAGGAGACAUUCUGAGAACAGUGUGUGCAGUGCUGUGAUAUUUAACAAACAGUGGAGCACUCGGGUUAGAUAAUCCAUUUGCAUGCGUAGUUAUUCAUUUGGCAUAUUUUGGACAAAAACAUCUUUGUGUUUGUGUGUGUAUUAAUGCUUUGAUGACUGAAACUGAGAUCUUCUGUCCAUCAGGUGUUUGGUUCGUGUGUUGGACUCCUUUGGUACUGAGCCAGACUUCAACCAUGCAGUCUGGGCCCAAAAGCAGGAUCUGAAGAGUCCUUUUGGCGGCCUGAACCUGAUCCCGCUGCAGUUCUACACCAUGUUCCGUAUGUUCGUGUCCUGAACGACAGCUAAUCUUGUGUUUGACACGUAACUCUCAAUUGGAGCAAGACCAAAACUGCUUUUGUUAUAGUUGUUUGUUUGAGUAAAUUCAUGUACUUUCUCUCUUGUGUGCAGCUCACACCCCAGACAACACAUUCCUAGGCUUUGUCGUGCAGCACCCGCUGAGCAAUGAGGAAACCGAGCAGCUCCAGUCGAUCCCAAGACAAAACCAGGCGCUUGUGUACGGCAAGAGUGCCAACUUCUGGAAGGUAACGAUCAACAGAUGGUGGACUUUGAGGAAGUUUUGACGGGUGUGCUGUUUUACUGAGGUGGUUGUUGAAGAAAACCACCUUGACUUUACCUUGUCUUUGCUUUUAAAGAUGGAGUCUGAAAGUGCUGAACAGACUGUUUCAGAGAGUCAUUAUUUCUUUGCUCUGUUUUAGGGAAGAGAAUCUUAUCUGCACGUUAUCCACAAAUAUUUGGAGAUUCAUGCAACGGUUGACAACAGCAGUGCCAUCCCAAGCUAUGUGUACAACCACGGAAUAAUAAAGGGUUCAGAGGUGCAGACCCUGUUGAGACAGAGUAAGGUGAGUGUGAUCAUUUAUGCUCUACAUCUACACUUUCAGGCUCUUGAAUGAAGGUUUUUUCCUUUUAUUCCUCUUAAAACAUUCUCAGUGAGGAAUAUGUUGGAUUGCGAAAAGAAAGCAGGAUGACAUAUUUUGAACAUAUAGAGGGCAAAAUCAGAAAAAAGGUUAAGCACUGCUUCAUCAACAGGGGGCGCCAAACAUGAGAGAAAACUAGUUACAGGAGCUUUAAAAUGACUGUGAUUUUUUUCAUCUUUUAGGACCAACUUCAUGUGCACCUUGACUUUUUCCUACUGUAGUCCUAAAACAAAAAACACAAUAAAUGAGAACUUCUCUCUGUUAAAAGAUUAAAGUAGGCUAUGGAUUACUGGAUAGUACGAAGAGAAUUAGGGCCACGAGAAGAGAAAAAAAUAAUUACAGCAGGGAGAUUUUUAAAAUUUCCACUUUGAGAUUAAAGUCAAAAUUUUAAAAAGUUGAAAUUUCUACUUUAUUCAUGUCGACUUAAUCUGGAAAUUUCAACUUCGAUCUCAAAAUGUUAAUUUUCUUUCUCAAAGUUUUGACAUUACUCAUGACAUUUUGACAAAUUAAUUUUAUUACUUAAUCUCAAAAUUUCGACUGUAACCUCCUUCCUAUAAUUAUUUUUUCCCUCUUCAUUUGGCCCUAAUCCUCUUUCUCAGAAUAGAGCCUUCACCAAGUUUUCGCACUUUUAAUAAAAUAAUACAAGAACAUUUAUUAUGUCGCUCUAAAAUUACAAAACCCACACUGUUCCGCUGAGGGUGUUGAAUUAAACUGGCAGAACAUCUGUCUUUGUAUGAAAACGACUGAAUUAGUUUGAUUUAAUAGAUUUCAGAUGAAUCUUGGAGAGGUUCGGGAAAUUCAAAAUAGAGGUACUCAACAGUCUGUUUCUUUAUUUCCCAUGAAGAACAUUUCAAUCACAACAUAAAUGGAAACUGUGGGAUUCAAUUCGCUAUUACUGAUUUAUUUGACCAAAUCAAUUUGUGUGUCUUUGUGUGUUCAGUUAUUUUGUUCAGUUUACUUGAUAACAUGAAAUAAGUGUUGUUUCUCUUCUCCUUUUGAAAUGGGAGCGAUAGAGCGUGCUGUUUGUGGCAGCAGGGAGGGAAUAAAUUGGACUCUCUGUCAAGACAUGCAGGGUUAAACAAAGAAGAGAGACCCAAAUGCAGAAUUAAAAAAUGAUUGAAUUAAAAGAACUAAAUGAAAAAAGCAACAAAAGAGAAAAAUCACAGGGAGCAACAGGGGACACAAGCAUACGCAUCGACAUACAGACAAUGAACCAACCAUGGCAGAGGGGAAGACAGAAACUAUAUACACACACUGGGAAAUGAGCAACAGGUGAGGCAGAGGAGACACAGGUGAAACUCAUGAGGGAUUAAAAAAGGAGGGAAAGCUGGACAAAAAACACAAGGAAUCAACUACUACAAAAUAAAACAGGAAACACCAAAACUGAUCUAAAGAAUAAAACACAGCGAACGGGAGGGACACAGGGUCAAACACAAACUGAAAACUCACAAGACUGGACUACAGGGGAACAGAAACACUAGGGAAAACACAAAGAAAAUACACUCAAAUAACAAAAUCAGGGAAAAACUAAAUCAACAGAACAUAUCCUGACACGAUCAAUAGACAAACUCUACACUGACUCACUCAAAUCAAAAGAUGCAUCAUAAGUAAAGUGCAUCUGCUGUGUCUCACUUGUUUCUACAGACGACCUCUCAAACAUGUCUGAAAUUCAUGUUAUUAUUCAGGUGUUUGCUGACAUCAUGUGGUGACUAGGUGGAGGUGCAUGUAGUAACUGUAUACAGCAUAUCCUCAUGUCUGCUUAUUUAUUGGGUGUGUGUGUGUGUGUGUGUAUGUAUAGGUCUUUGUUGGACUGUCUUUCCCCUAUGAAGGCCCCGCCCCUUUAGAGGCUUUGGCCAAUGGCUGUGCAUUCCUCAACCCCAGGUUAGAUCCUCCACGGAGCAGACUGAACACAGAGUUCUUCAACGGAAAGCCCAACAUUAGAGAGGUCAGAGGUCGUUCUUAAGAACUUAAUCAAAUCAUACAAUCAAACCUCAACCAUUUAGUGAAAUUGGACAUUAUUCUGUUUGGUGUGAUUUGACUUUGUGUGUGCUGUUAUUGCAGCUGACCUCCCAGCAUCCUUACGCAGAGGCCAUAGGUGAGCCUUAUGUUUGGUUGGUUGAUAUGCAGAACUCCACAGAUGUGGAAAGAGCUCUCACUGCCAUCCUCAACCAGACUGUGAGUAUCACCCCUUCCCCUUAAAGGGAUAUUCUGGCGUAAAAUAUAUUUAGGGUCAAACACACUGUAACGCAGAGUUAGACACCCUCAACCAAAACACCACUCUAUAGCCACAAAUAAUGCUCACAACUUCAUCAACAGUACAUAUAGAGUCCCAGUCACAGUACUAGCCACCAAAUAUCUUUCUAACUUUGCCUAAUUUCUUUAGCAAAGAGACUAAACACAACUCACCUACUCUCUUCCAGCAGCUGCUUGUUUGUAGAGACCUCUGGGCAAGUCCAUCGACUGCAGCGGGGUGACGCAGCUAAAGGAAGAACAUUUAUGAUCAUAGAAUAGAAUAUAGAAUAUAGAGAGGGAGCUGAUAUGACUCAGUUAUGAUACAAAUGUCCUUGUUAUAUGAGUAUAAUUUAAGUUGUUUUUCAUUUCAGAUCAAGCCGUAUCUUCCCUACGAGUUUACCUGUGAAGGGAUGCUCCAGAGAGUCAACGUCCUCAUCGAAAAACAGGUUUGAUUGGAAAAAGAAAAAGAUUGAUGAUUCACAGAAAAGACCCUUUUUUUCUCUCUCUCUCUUCUAAUCUGAGUUGGUUCAUUAGCAUUUCUGCAAAGGAGCAGGGAGCUGGCCUCCACUGAGCGCGCUCCAGGUUGUGGAGUCAGAAGCGGGUACUUCCUGUAAACAGGCGUGCAAGGAUAAAGGGCUUAUCUGUGAACCGGCGUUCUUCCCGCAUAUUAACAACACCAGGACUCUGUCUAAGUAAGUACAUCUGAAACAAGCAACCUACAGCUAGAAAUCCAACAAGCAGUGACCUCUCAUGAGGCCUGCAAAAAAAUCCAAUUUUUUACACGUCAACAGCCUGAUGAUGACAAUAGUUUUGGUCUCGAUUUCUAAUUUCUUUACACAUUCAAAACAGCUUUAAGAAAACUGUCAUGGGCUACUUCCAAGCAGUAUAAACACUCCCCAAUAAACUCUCAGAUGCAGUUGAUUAACCUCUUCAAGUUUACUGAGGAAUCUUGUGAAACUGAAAUGAUACAAUAACAUAUAAAACAAUGAGUUACGGCUUACACACAGACAAGCAGUAGAGCUAAGCUACAUUAGCUUUAACCGUUAUAAUCACAAACGAGCUAGAAUGCCGCUAGCAACGAAAAACUUGAAGCUAACUUCGUGUAGCAUUAGCGAUUAGCGCCAUAGCUGUUUUAACAAUUUAAUUACACUUAAACAACCUUCAUCUUAAUACAACAAUACAACAACGUAUGAACACUUACAGACGUUGCAUGGACUAGAGGGAUGAAAACGGAGGAAAGGAGAGGAGUUUAGAACUGAACAGCUGACGGACCUCGCGAAUCUGCACUCAAUAACUUCCGGUUUCUCGGUGACUCGCCGGCCAGAGCAGUGGAUUAAAAUUUAAUGUUUAAUCCACUGCUCUGUCGCCGGCUACGCGAUGUAAACAACUCACACUAGAGCGCAAAAACACUUCAGUAGGACGCAUUCAAGCAGCACAACACACAUACAAGCAACAUUACAAAACAUUCAGCCUCAAUCCCAAACUAUAAUUUCUUUUAGUUUUAUUUUGAAACCUCUUGCCUUGAUCUGUUAAUUAUGAUUUUUUGUUUUAUUUCCAGCUACAACACAAACUGUCAAACAUCAGAGCUUUCUGACAGCAGUUUAGUGUUCCCGGCCUACAAGUACGAUUCCUACGGCAAACACUGUCUGUUCCAGUCCGAUCCCCUGCUCUUCAGCUGUGUGAGGUCCAACCAGUCUUUGAUACGCAUCUGCCCGUGUAGAGACUACAUCAAGGACCAGAUCGCCUUAUGCAAGGCGUGUGUCUAACUCCUGGAAGGACAACAAUAAACUCACUCUAUACCUCAAAGCCAGAGUGUCCUCUGAAAACUGGCCGCCUGGGACGCUAACUGUAAGACUGUUGGUGCUACUCUUGUCCUCCUUCUUGUAAAUGCAAGUGAUGCGACAGAAAUCAAAAGUAUUUAUUAAUUUUAUCUGAACAUCCAUACUCAGAACUCAAAAGCUGGUUGUUCAUAGGGUGAAAGCUACAGAUGGUUUCAGAAAUCAUAGUUUGGUGACAUAUAAGGCUUUGAAAACACCUGCUGUGAACAAUGUUGAGUGUAACCCUUUGUUUUACUGUGCUGAUAUUAAAUGGGACUCUAUAUAGCCUUAAGGUAAGAAAUCAACUUAAAGGUGCCUUAAUCUAAUUUGAUAUCUGUAGGUUAUGAAUGCUGGUAAAAGGAACAUAAACAUACAUUGUCUGUCCAUAGUAGCAACGAUGCAGGUGGGCUAUUUGGCAAUGCACAGGUGUGUAAC